CCUGGAUCUCGCCUCAGCCUCCAAUUAAUUGCGACUUUGAGAGCUUUUCGCAGUCCGUCACUCAUCUCUGAAUGUCGCAAUCGCUGUUGGUCAUGUCGAGAACGCCCUAAAAUCUGCAAGAUUCAUUGUACUUUUCGUAACUUGACUCGGAUGUCUCAAUGCUCUGGUUUGCGGCACAUUUCAGCUCGAUUCGUUAUGCGUUAGCCGACGACUGCUUUUGGAAUCAAAUUCCCCACAGAUUGUGGCUGUUUCAACCCCA
Messenger RNA from Mycena citricolor, 259 nucleotides. The record is from the annotation of a GenBank genome assembly. Lineage: Eukaryota; Fungi; Basidiomycota; Agaricomycetes; Agaricales; Mycenaceae.